Cutaneotrichosporon cavernicola is the source of this 1968-nucleotide messenger RNA. RefSeq lists its product as uncharacterized. Gene Ontology annotation, molecular function: sucrose:proton symporter activity. The coding region runs from base 1 to 1968 and encodes 655 amino acids. The transcript is spliced from 4 exons. Gene Ontology annotation, cellular component: plasma membrane. Lineage: Eukaryota; Fungi; Basidiomycota; Tremellomycetes; Trichosporonales; Trichosporonaceae. The record is from RefSeq and is a predicted model, not a curated record.
AUGACUGGCGGCUCGUUCUUGCCCCUCCCAGCGGACGAGUACGAUAUCAACUCGUACGAUGCCGAGCUUGGUGCGCACUCUGUCCAAUGGGUCGGGACACCUGGCGUCAAGGGCCCGGCGUGGGCGCGGUUGCCGCUCCUCACUGUCGGCGUGCUCGGGACGCAGGUCGUGUGGUCCAUUGAGAUGGGCUAUGCCUCACCAUUCCUUCUCGAACUAGGCCUGAGCAAAUCGUGGAUGUCACUCGUCUUCGUCGCAGGGCCCCUCUCGGGCCUCAUCGUCCAGCCUCUGAUUGGGGCGUAUGCCGACCGUUCGCGAUCUCGCUUCGGCCGACGCCGCCCCUUCAUGCUCGUGGGCACGGGCGUUGCCUGUGUGGCUAUGAUGCUCCUGGCAUGGAGCAAGGAGGUCGCCGGUUUCUUUGGGUUCGGAAACGGCGGUGCGAUCGCUUGCGCCGUCUUCUCCAUCUACCUCAUCGACUUCAGCAUCAACGCCGUGAUGAGCACGGACCGUGCUCUGAUCGUCGAUACGCUGCCUCCACAACAGCAGGAGGCAGGAAACGCGUGGGCCGGGCGCAUGGCUGGCGUUGGCGGCGUCGCGGGCUUCUUCGUCGGAAACGUCGACCUCACAACGAUCCUGCGCUGGCUUGGACAUACACAGCUCCAGAUCCUCAGCUUCCUCACAUCUACCAUCCUCGCGCUCGCUCAUACCUCCACCUCGUGGGCAGUCACCGAGCGGGUCCUCCUCCGCGAUGAUCGCGAGCAGUCGCGGUCUGGCCUCAUGUCGUCCAUCCGCGCCAUUUGGCAGAACAUCUUCACCCUCCCGCCCGGCAUCCGCACCGUGUGCUUUAUCCAGUUCUUCGCCAACCUCGGCUGGUAUCCCGUGCUGUUCUGGACGUCCAUCUGGGUGUCGGACAUCUACAAGCAGCGCACGCCACAGGGCAACCUGUCUGCCGAAGUAUGGCAGGCAGACGCGGUGCGCGCUGGCUCGCGAGCCCUCUUCCUCCAGGCCGUGGUCACCCUCGUCGUGUCCGUCGGCGCGCCUUUCGUCGUUGCUGAGUCUGGCAUCCGCUCCGAGAACCCGUACGCCGCGUUGGCGCGUGGCGACGACGACAGAGCUGGUACGCCCAACUCGGCUCAGUGGAAGAGGCAAGACGAGGAACGCGCACGCCUGCCCUUUUUGGAGCGGGCUGGGGCGUCGCUCGCGGCUGUGAUCAAGGCCGUGCGUUCCGGCUCGGCGUGGGCACUCCCAAUCCAGGGCCUGACUCUCAUCCGCGCCUGGAUGAUCGGGCAGAUUAUCUUCACAGUCUGCAUGCUCCUUACGUGGUUCACGACCAGCGUCGGCGGGGCAUACUUUGUCCUCGCGACUACGGGUAUCUCAUGGGCCCUUGCGGGUUGGGCACCGUAUGCGCUGUUGGGCGAGCUUGUGCUUGUUGACACCUCCAACGAGCCGCGCUCUCUUCGGAAUGAGCCAGACUCUGAGGUCCUAUUCACCGCGGACGCCCACCAUUCCCAUUCGUGCUCUCACUCGCGCAUGCUCUCCCACGAGACUUUAGACGACGACCACCCGCAUGCCCUCUCUCGCCUCGGCGUCCCGGCCACUGCCCCACAGCCCUCCGACUUUGACGAGGGCGACACGACCGUGAUCCUCCGUCACUCGAGCGAGAGUGAGCACUCGGCGCCGUCUCCCGGAAGCCCCGGCGCCGAGGCGAGCACUGCGGACAAGGCGGGCCUCAUCCUGGGCAUCCACAACGUGUUCAUCGUCCUCCCACAGUUCUUCAUCACGGCCAUCAGCGCCAUCAUCUUCCGCAUGAUGGACGCGGAUCCCGUCGCAGCAGACAAUGAUACUGUGGGAGGGGAUGGGUCCUCGUCGGACGCGGUGGGAGUCGUGUUCCGGAUCGGCGGCCUCAGUGCUGCCGCCGGCGCGUAUCUUUCGUACCGCCUGGCGCAGAGGUGGCGGCGCGGCGAGGCGUAG